This is a messenger RNA of Tilletiopsis washingtonensis, 1659 nucleotides long. RefSeq lists its product as hypothetical. Gene Ontology annotation, cellular component: membrane. NCBI's taxonomy places the organism in Eukaryota, Fungi, Basidiomycota, Exobasidiomycetes, Entylomatales. The record is from RefSeq and is a predicted model, not a curated record. The transcript is spliced from 6 exons. Gene Ontology annotation, molecular function: phosphotransferase activity, for other substituted phosphate groups. Bases 48 to 1418 code for a protein of 456 amino acids. Gene Ontology annotation, biological process: phospholipid biosynthetic process.
CUUGCUCCUUCCCUUACCCCACAUUCUCUCCCUCAAACGACUGCGCGAUGGGCCACUACAUCCCCGAGCGCCGCCUGCCGGCGCUGCACGCGUACAAGUACGCCGGACAGGACGACUCGCCCGUGUCGAAAUACGUGCUGGGCCCGUGGUGGAACUGGCUGGUGGAGCAGUUCCCGCUCACCGUGGCGCCCAACACCAUCACGCUCUCCGGCCUCGGGCUGGUGUUCAUCAACUUCCUCACGCUGCUCGUGCUCGACGGCACGCUGGAGCACGGCACGGCCGCCAGCCUCGACCCUGCGCGUCGCGUGCUGAGCCUCAAUGCCUCGCACGAUGCCUGGGCGCCCGUGUCGUUCUUCGAGCACCACGGCUUCCCGGCCAGCAUGCGCGAGCACCGCUUCCUCGACGUGCCGCGCAUCCCGCCGUGGAUCUUCAUGACCUGGGCUGUCGGCCUCUUCAUGUACCAGUCUCUCGACGCCAUCGACGGCAAGCAGGCACGCCGCACUGGCAUGGCGGGCCCGCUCGGCGAGAUGUUCGACCACGGCUGCGACGCCAUCAACACGACGCUCGAGUGCCUGCUCUGCUGUGCCGCUCUCAACGUCGGCCGUUCCUACUGGGCCAUCGCCUCUCUCAUCGCCACGCUGUCCAACUUCUACCUGACCACGUGGGAGGAGUACCACACGGGCAUUCUCUACCUCUCCGCCUUCUCCGGGCCCGUCGAGGGCAUCCUGAUGAUCUGCGGCAUCUACGCUAUCACCGCGCUCGUCCCCGGCGGCGCCAGCUUCUGGGGCCGAGGCAUCUUCAGCCUCACGGGGCUUGAGAGCUCGGACUGGGCCGCGAGCCUCGGCCUCGCAAAGUGGAACAUCAAGGCCAACGAGGCGUUCCUGACCUUUGGCGCGCUUGGCCUCUGCGCCAACAUCGUCGCCUCGUACGGCAACGUGCGCCAUGCGCGCCGCUCGCGCGGACAGUCGGCCGUGACGCCGCUCCUUGGCCUGCUGCCGCUGGUGCUGCAGCAAGUGACCAUGACGGUGUGGGCACUGGGCAACGACGGCCAGAUCCUGCGCGACGGCGCCACGUUCGUGGCGUUCUGCUGUGCCUGGGGCAUCGCGUUUGCAUACAGCGUCGGCCUGCUGAUCGUGGCGCACGUCACCAAGGCGCCAUUCCCGUACUGGAACGGCGCGACGCUGUAUGCGCUGCUGGGUGCGAUCGAUGCUUGGCUGCCCAACUCCAUCGUGCAGUCCUCGCCGACCAACGUGCGCUUUGCAGUGUACUCCUCGCUGGCAUUGAGCGUCGCCAUCUAUCUGCACUUCUGCCACGACGUCAUCACGACGAUCACAAAGGAGACGGGCAAGCCGUGCUUCCGCGUCGUGCCGCCGGAGAAGCAGAAGCCGCAGAACAAGGGCAAGGGCAAGAAGGCGUGAGCCGGGCGAGGCGAGCGAGAAGCUUUGCCUGCGAGCGCAUGAAGAAGGAAAAGGAAGGGGGCAUGGGAGGGCGCAUAGGCUGGCGCAGCGAGUCGGUGCAGAGACGCGCGCGCUGCGGCCACGCGAAGGAAGCUCAGAGUAGUCGCAAUGCUAGACGAUGCUUAGAUCAGAUCGACACUGCUGGACGAUUGGCGCGACGAAGCAUCGACAUCGACGUGCGUCACACGUCCCGCUGAGGGUU